AUGGAUAUAUCUGAGUCUAGUUUAUUUUGUGAGGCCAGUUCUCUGCCAGGCCUGGAUGGAGCCGUUGGGCGUCCAUGGAUGUCUUCCCCCAGCCCGGGCUGUGAUCGUGGGCUAGGACCCUUCGACCAGACCCCCCUCUCUGAAGGACCUGGAGACUGUGGCCCCGCUGGGGGCCGUAAAGACACCAGGAUAGGAGCCCCGGCGAGUGGACCAUGGACAGGGGCAGGUAGCCCUGACUCGACCCACCCAGGAGCACCUUCCUUGGGUAGCGGAGACGGGCAGCCAGGGGGUGAAUUGAGGAUCCGUCGGCCCAUGAAUGCCUUCAUGGUCUGGGCCAAAGAUGAGAGAAAGCGACUGGCCGUUCAGAACCCAGACCUCCACAACGCUGUUCUCAGCAAGAUGCUGGGUGAGAUAAUGACACACACACACUCCGUAUGUCAGGAUGAUUUAUGUCACUUUUGUUUUAGGAAAUGGCAUGUUUUCUUUAUUCCGCUUUAGAAAGAAUGCUUUGUUUCUUUGACUUAAAUCACAAAUGUUUUUUUGCCAAGUCACGAAAAACACAAUCAAUCAGUUAAAUCAACUCCACUUGUUGGUAUGCCUUUAAUAACUGUCUGCGUUAAUAUCGCAUUCAAGUCAUUGGCCAAAAUGUGAUUUAUGAGCUAUAAAACCACGUUGGAUUGUUUCAAUGUUUAAUGUGUGCAGUAGUGCUUAGCAAGCAGUGUAAAGCUGCCUGGUUUUUUCCAGACAGUAAGGAAGUAGAUAGUUUGACUUUUAUUCUGAAAACGCAUCACUUAGUAGCUACAACAUACUGAAUGCGUUUAGAGCUGCACAGAUUCCAUUCGGAUGUCAACUGAUUACACUGCUGCUAAUGAUGGUAAUGUUGAUAACAAUGUAAAUGUAUAUUAUUAUUAUCUUUAGGUCAGUCGUGGAAGGCCCUGACUACUCUGGACAAGCGUCCCUUCGUUGAGGAGGCCGAGAGACUCCGCCUCCAGCACCUGACGGACCACCCCAACUACAAGUACCGCCCCCGCCGCAAGAAACAGGCCAAGAAGCUCAAACGGGUGGAACCGGGGUUACUGCUCCACAGCCUAGCCCAGGGAGGGGCAGGGGAGGGCUAUGGACACCCACGGGAUAGUUACGGACAUCCAGGCCACCAUCACCCCCACCACCACCUCUUGCCUCCUCUCGGACACUUUAGGGACCUUCACUCGGGGACUUGGAGAGCUACGGCCUGCCCACACCGGAGAUGUCCCCCCUGGAUGUGAUGGAGGAAGGAGGAGGAGGGGACGGAGGGGUGUUCUUUCCCCCUCACAUGCAACAGGAAGACGCGGGCCUGCAUGGCGCUUGGAGUAACUACCAUCAUCAUCACCACCGUUAUAACAGCCACCAUCACCACAACCCUCACAGUAAUCACACCCACUCUCUUAGCCAGAGUCAGGGUCAUAGCCAGAGCGGCUCCUUGCUCUGUCGUCCUCCCCAGGAAAAGUGUCUCAGCAGAGCUCCAGAGCCUACGAACUCUCCCAGUCCCUACUCUAACCUCCAGGGCUCCUCUAUAAGCCAGUCUGAGCCAAUCAAACCCCACCUUCCCAUCACUAGUUCCUCUGUGUCCUCUGGUUACUAUAGUUACCUGUACAGUAGCACUGGCCCAGACACACCCCGGUCACCCCACUUCACCUCCCACCUGGGGCAGCUCUCUCCCCCACCUGAGUCCUCCUCCAUGGCCACUACAUCCAACCCCGUAGUCCCCCUGCCCCUGGACUCUAUACGGUACCAGGCCGGCCAUGGUCCCUUGGGCCCUACGUCAGCAGAGUUCUGGACAGAAGUGGAUCGCUAUGAGUUUGACCAGUACCUCAGUGCCAGCCGGACCCGAACGGAGGAGCACAUGGGUACUCUUGUCCCUGUUUCUAAAUCUAUGGAAGGUUACGGGGGCGGGGCUACACCCUUCUCCAAACCCCUGGGGAGGAGCCCUGGUGCAUAUGAGGAGAGCCAGAGCGGUCCUCUCAUCUCACUUCUGUCUGAUGCUAGUAGUGCUGUCUACUAUAGUACCUGUAUUACUGGCUAG
Molecule: messenger RNA, 2062 nt
Organism: Coregonus sp. 'balchen'
Lineage: Eukaryota; Metazoa; Chordata; Actinopteri; Salmoniformes; Salmonidae
Source: the annotation of a GenBank genome assembly